AUGGGCUCCGCAGAUAUGGCACCCGAUUUCUGGGCCAAGGCCGACAGGCAUCUCAUGAAGACCGGGGUGCCCUACUCGCCGGCCAUCAUCACCAGAGCCAAGGGCACGCGGCUGUACGACGAUGCCGGCCGUGAGAUCCUGGACUUUACCUCUGGCCAGAUGAGCUCGCUGCUGGGUCACUCGCACCCGGAGAUUGUCGACGUUGUGCAGAAGAACGUGGCCAACCUGGACCACCUGCUCAGCAACAUGAUCACCAAGCCCGUCGUCGAGCUUGCGGAGCGCCUGGGCCAGCUGCUGCCGCGGCCGCUCGAGAAGUCGUUCUUCCUCAACACGGGCUCCGAGACAACCGAGGCCGCCAUCAAGAUGGCCAAGCUGCACACGGGCAAGUUUGAAGUGGUCGCCUUCACAGCCAGCUACCACGGCCUGACGUCCGGAGCGGGGUCCGCAACGUACUCGACCGGGCGCAAAAACGCCGGGCCGGCGAUGCCUGGACAACUGGCGUUUCCUGCACCGUACGCUUACCGGUCCAUCUUCCGCAGGCCGGAGGACGGCUCUUAUGACUGGGAGAAGGAACUCGAGUUUGGCUGGUCCAUGAUCGACCGCCAGAGCGUCGGCUCACUCGCCGCCUUCAUCAUGGAACCCAUCCUCUCGACGGGCGGCAUCCUCGUCCCUCCUAAGGGCUACCUCAAGCGCAUGGCCGAGGAGUGCCGCAAGCGCGGCAUGCUCAUCAUCAUGGACGAGGCGCAGACCGGCGUCGGCAGAACGGGCCAGAUGUUCGCGUUCCAGGACGACGGCGUUGUGCCCGACAUUCUGUGUCUUUCCAAGACGCUUGGCUGCGGCCUCCCUCUCGCGAGUGUCAGCACGACUGCCGAGAUCGAGGCCGGCUGCGCCAAUGCUGGCUUCCUGUGGCUCACAACACAUCUCAACGAUCCCCUUACCGCAGCAGUUGGCUGCAAGGUGCUCGAGAUCGUCGUGCGCGACGACCUGGCCCAGCAGGCAGCGGAGCGUGGCGAACAAUUACACCAGGGGCUGCUCAAGCUGCAGAAGAAGCACUGGUGCAUAGGCGACGUCCGGGGCCGCGGUCUGUUCCAGGCCAUCGAGAUCAUCUCGGACGCGCAGUCCAAGGCACCGGGUGCGGAACUGGGCCAGGCCGUGUCUGAUCGGGCACUCGAGCUGGGCUUGUCUUGUAACAUCGUGAAUCUGCCCGGUAUGGGUGGCGUGUUCCGUCUCGCGCCACCCGUCACCGUCACCGCUGGCGAAAUUGAGGAGGGGCUGGAUAUCCUAGAUAGGGCGUUCUCUUCUGUGCUAGGAGGGACCAAAUAA
Microdochium trichocladiopsis is the source of this 1323-nucleotide messenger RNA. RefSeq names its product aminotransferase class-III. Gene Ontology annotation, molecular function: transaminase activity; pyridoxal phosphate binding. The record is from RefSeq and is a predicted model, not a curated record. The transcript has a single exon. The coding region runs from base 1 to 1323 and encodes 440 amino acids. Lineage: Eukaryota; Fungi; Ascomycota; Sordariomycetes; Xylariales; Microdochiaceae. Gene Ontology annotation, cellular component: mitochondrion.